AUGAUAGAAAUUAAACAAUCAUAUUCACAACUUGACCCAAAUAUUGAAAAUAAUAAUAAUAAUCAAAUUAGUAAUAAUCGAAAUGAUCAUAUACGUCAUCAUAGUCAUAGUAAUAGUAUAAAUAAUAUUGAUAUAGAAAAUGAAGAAGAAUUAAAAUUAAAUGGAGCUGAUCAGCAACAUCAUCACCAUCAACCACAUAAUUCAAAUGAUAGUAAUUUCAAUCCUUAUUAUCCGCCAAGUGGAAUCAUCAAUGUAGUGGAUCCUUCAUCAAAUGCCAAUUCAAUGAGUGAACAUUUAUUACAGAAUAAUCAAACAAAUAAUUCAAAUUAUCAACAACAGAUUGAUCAUGUUGAUAUUGGUGGUGGAAGAUCAGGUAUCAUUGUCAUCAAUGAAGAAGUUGACAAGGUCUAUGGUGAUGCCGAAAAGUUCCAUCUAGAGUAUUACCAUUAUGACGAUGUUCAAGGUAAAAAAGAGUUGACUGCUACCAUCAUCAUGUUUAUCCUUGGUUGGGGAUUUGUUUGUCUAUGGGUAAUAUCAUUCAUUUUAUUCCGUAAAUCAACCAAUAUACAUGCAAGAAGGAUGGCCAUUGUAUCACUCGUCUUUGCAGUCCCCACUAUCAUUUUAUAUAAUCUCUUUAUCAUUGCUGCAAUGAUUGGUGUAAGUCAAGAUUGA
Molecule: messenger RNA, 672 nt
Organism: Cavenderia fasciculata
Lineage: Eukaryota; Evosea; Eumycetozoa; Acytosteliales; Cavenderiaceae
Exons: 1
Coding region: 1-672 (223 amino acids)
Source: RefSeq, a predicted model, not a curated record